This is a messenger RNA of Fusarium mangiferae, 2154 nucleotides long. RefSeq names its product related to DAL81-transcriptional activator for allantoin and GABA catabolic genes. The record is from RefSeq and is a predicted model, not a curated record. The transcript has 2 exons. Gene Ontology annotation, cellular component: nucleus. Gene Ontology annotation, biological process: DNA-templated transcription. Gene Ontology annotation, molecular function: zinc ion binding; DNA binding. Lineage: Eukaryota; Fungi; Ascomycota; Sordariomycetes; Hypocreales; Nectriaceae. The coding region runs from base 1 to 2154 and encodes 717 amino acids.
AUGUCUCCCCAGUCCUCAGCCCCAGUCCAGAGGACGGCGCCUAUCGCCAUUGCUCCUAAACCUCCUCGGCCAGAGCCAUCUGCUUAUCGCCAGGACAGCUUCCAUAGGCUCGAGAUGGGUCACGGAGUCGCCAGCUCUGCACCCGUUGAGGGUUCAUCCUUCAACGCCUCCUCCAUCCCACCCUGUCUAUCAUGUCGGUACUCUCGCGUCAACUGCAUCCUUAACGACGACGACGACUGCUGCAUCCAGUGCCAAGCUGCGGGCUCCGACUGUUCCCUUUCAUCCAGCCCUCAGUCCCGAAAAAGGAAGCUUCAUGGUGAGGCUAGUGAUGAUAUUAUCGGGAAAAGAAGUUCACCGGGUCUCGCAUCUAGGCGACGAAACCAUAACUCCAGCCUUUCCAGCACCGCCGCUAGCAGUUCGUUCCUGGAGGAGAUGGCCAAUGUUGGAGGCCCAACCAUGCUUAAACGUACGCUUGGCCUCCAGGAUGAUCGCUACAGCCAGUACAUUGGCCCGACCACAGACUUUGAACCUUCACUCAUCAACCUCUCCUCCUUUGAUCCCCAUGACGAAAGUCUACUAUCAAGAGGCACUCUUCGCAAAGUCAGCGAACACGAUACUUUCUUGAUGCUUCCUGACUCCAGCACUCCAGGACACGAACAUGUGACGCAAGAUGCCGAUCAUGUCGAAUCCAUCGUGGCUCCCCACGGCAGACGUCUCAUCGACAUAUACUUUCGAGUCGUGCACCCAGGAUUUCCUAUCAUCCAAAAACAUGUGUUCAUGGAAAAGUAUGAAAGAUCUUAUCGAGAGUUUUCACCACCAUUACUAGCAGCUGUGUACAUCCUUGCCAUCAAUUGGUGGGAUCAGAGUGAGGAACUGGCUGGCUUGCCACGACCCAAUGUUAGAGAGCUCGAGAGCAUCGUGCGUACAACCCUUGAUGAAGCCACUUUUCGACCCAAGCUUUCGACUAUCCAGGCUGGUCUACUUCUUUCCCAGAGGCCCGAGGGUGACCAGUGGGCCCCUACCGCCCAACUUGUCGCACUUGGUCAUGAAUUGGGGUUGCACCUGGAUUGUACUGGUUGGAAAAUACCACCAUGGGAGAAGGGCCUGAGAAAACGAUUGGCUUGGGCACUUUACAUGCAGGACAAAUGGGGUGCCCUAGUUCACGGUCGGCCAUCGCACAUUUUUGCUACUAACUGGGGUGUUCAGCCUCUAACAGCAAAUGACUUCCCUGACGUUGAAUGGGACGAGAACGAUCCGGAGGAGAAGCUCGAUAUUGAGAAGGGAAGGGUGUUGUUUACACGGGUGGUACAACUUUCGGAAAUACUCUCCGAAAUUCUGGACACCUUCUAUACUCUUCAAGCCAUGAACACGGUUGCAAAUGCAGGUAAACAAGGAACGCAACUCGUUCUGUCGCUUGCGAAACCCAUUCAGCUCAAAUUGAAGGAAUGGUAUGGAGGUCUACCACAAUUGAUUCGCCUCGACUCUUCAUACUCUUCUCUUAACCCUUCAUCAAACAGGUUGUCCAGUAUUGGAUAUCUCCAUCUGGCAUACUUUGCGGCCGAAAUUACGCUCCAUCGACGAAUAAUCCGGUCAUUGGCUUCUCCGUCUAGCUCUGUCGACUCGUACGUGCAGCACAUCUGCCGCAGUGCCGCCAAAGCACGCCUCAUUUCUGCCAUGGACUUUGUCAACAGACUCGGACCCAACCAUUUGCGUUCGUUUUGGUACUUCGCUUCCAAGACUAACUUUGCAUUGAUUGGUACAUUUGGAUCUCUCCUUUGGGCAACAUCACCUGGACGCGAGGAAGCGGAUUGGUAUCGAAGACGUUUGGGAGAGUAUAGAUGGACUCUGUCAGUUAGCUCCAAACCUGGGGAAGGCAAGGGUCUGACUGAGUUUGCGAUGACAAUGUUGGAUAUAUCCACAGGAUUGCUCAAGCAGCUCCCCGAAAAACCCUCCAUGAGUAGGAAUGGGAGUCAUGCGGACCUUUCGGUUUCCGCACCACCCAUUUUCAGUGGUGGCAUUCUGGACAGCCUGGGCAGCAGGCCAAGCGCGCCAGAAAUGAGCGCCAUGUAUAGUCCACGGACAGAUGACGAGGAAGAAGAGGAGGAGAUAGAUAGCAGUGACGACGAUAUGGAAGACUAUCCUCCACGGAUGUAA